UCGCGCUGUGCCAGAGAAAUAUGGAGUAUGGAGUCACGAGGUUUGUCACGGGAAAGCUUAUAUUUCGAUUUGAGACUACCUGGAGGCGUUCCUCGAAAAUUGAACUAAACAGAGAGACAACAUAAUCCAAAAGAUCAAGAAGACCUCGCAGACAUUGUCAAACGUUCGCUUGAAUUCGUAGGCAUGGCUUUACCUGUCUUCUCGGCGAGAUCAAGUUUAGUUGUGGUUGUGUUAAUACUGAGUGUGUAUUUGCUUUCAGCCAAAUCUCAUUUCACUGUUUUUGGUAGGAAAGCGGUAGAGCACAAUGUCUCGAUAAAUUUGGAUCGCGCUGUGUUCACUGUGAACGAAAAGUUUCUCUCCGUUGCCAUUGACUCUAGUAUCUUGAGGCACCACUGGUCACCGUACGUAAACUUUACCUCGGAGAAGCUGUAUACGCUUGCUAAAGGUCUCUCUCCAGCAUUUCUCCGGGUUGGAGGAACUUCAGAAGAUUUCUUAAUCUAUGAUGACUCAAAAGACUUCCAGACGUUCCAAAAUUUUAGCAAUUUUACAAUCUCACAUGCAGAUUUGGACAAGAUACACCUUUUGUCAUCAAAAGCUGACUGGGACGUCAUGUUUGGCUUGAAUGUGUUUUUAAGGGGAAAAGAUGGAUCUUGGAAUGCAAGCAAUGCAAAAGAAAUCAUGCAAUAUGUUGCAGAUCAUGGAUAUCGCUUUGGAUGGGAGCUUGGGAAUGAGCCAAACUUGUUUAAGAAAUUUAACAAGUCUAUUUCACCUGAAGAAUUGACAGCAGACUUUACCACACUCAGAGAAAUACUUAAAAGCAAUCCUGGGUUUGGCAACUUUCUUGUUGGCCCUGAUGUAACACGCAUAUUAAAUCACUCAAAAAGUGGCAUCUAUUUGGAGAGCUUUUUUACCCAUGCCAAGGAUGUCAUAGAUGCAGUUACCUGGCAUCAGUAUUAUGUCAAUGGAAGAACAUGCUCUGAGAAAGACUUUUACAAUCCAGAGGUCCUGGAUUACUUUUUGCAUGAAGUGAGUGAAGCCAAUUCGAUACUGGAUGGAAUAAAAUCAGGAUUUUCUCGGUGGCUUGGUGAAACUAGCAGUGCAUAUGGAGGAGGAGCAAGUGGAUUGUCAGACAGAUAUGUGGCUGGAUUUAUGUGGCUAGACAAGCUAGGUCUGGCAGCUCGGUUGAAACAUGAGGUGGUUGUGCGACAGACGUUUGUUAAAGGAAGCUACUCUUUAUUAGAUGACGAUCUGGAUCCAAAUCCGGACUACUGGCUCUCUCUUUUACACAAACGUCUUGUUGGAGAGAAGGUGCUGGACGUGAGUGGUCAGACAGAAGAGAAACGAAAGGUUCGAGUGUACGCCCAUUGCUCAAGCAGUCAGUAUCCAUUGGGUUCUGUCACGCUUCUUGCUCUCAAUGUCCUCUUGGAUACGCCAGUCGUCCUGAAACUCAACGGUGAACUUAAAGGAAAAGAUGUCGACGUAUAUCUUCUUACUCCUGAGAACGGCGACCUAUUGACAAAGACCGUCAAGCUUAACGGUAAAGUUCUCAAGCUAGUGGAUGACCGCACGCUCCCAGACCUCGCGCCGAAAAGUGUGCCGGGAGACGAACCCCUCAAUCUUCCACCUCUGACCUUUGGCUUUUAUGUCAUUCCAAAAGCCUCUGCGAGUGCUUGUGGUUAAUGGAUUAAUUUAACAGCUUAUGCAGAUACGCAGAAAAAAAAAAAAAGUUAAUAUGCACGACCUGUCAGAUUUCGUCAAAUGCAUUAUUGUGAGCACUGGAGUUAAAAUAUUGAAUCACCAGUGGGUAUUAACGAAUAAUAUAUGAUUAAUUUAUUAAGGAGUAAGAAAUGAAACCUAAAAUCUCUCUGUUUGUGUGGUCCUUACAAUAUACAAUUUUAAAGUUACAAAGUUUUAUGUCAAAACAUAAAGUCAAUGGGUAAAAAAUUAAAAAUAAACGAGUUGAAUCAGGGCAGAAUAAUAUUGGGUCGUUUAUGAAACACUAUUUAGCCAAUGUCUUGCUGAUGCUAGAUUGCACCUCAGUAUUGUAUUAUCGUUUACUGUUUGUCAUUGAAGUAUGUCGUGAAACAGACUCAGGAAAGAGCUUUGUGAGAGGGAAGAAAAGUUCACAUAUAAGUAA
Molecule: messenger RNA, 2137 nt
Organism: Pocillopora damicornis (cauliflower coral)
Lineage: Eukaryota; Metazoa; Cnidaria; Anthozoa; Scleractinia; Pocilloporidae
Product: heparanase
Cellular component (GO): membrane; extracellular matrix
Molecular function (GO): hydrolase activity, acting on glycosyl bonds
Source: RefSeq, a predicted model, not a curated record